GAUGUCAAAAAUGAUGACUUGCAAAUCAUUCCCUUAAGUUGCAGGGAAAAAUCCGUGAAAAUGUCGCUCUCAAAGCGCUCUAAAUUUGAUUUGCCGUUGGGCAAAAUGGAUCUGCUCAAUGAUACAAAGGGCAUUGAAAAUCUACUGAAGUCGGAGGGCAUCACGACCUAUGAACCGGGUGUAGUAGAAUUGCUGCUUAACGAGGGUUACUCGUUGAUCAAGGAUGAAUUGUUGAAUCGCAAGAACCGCACGGAAUUGGCCAAGGCCUGUGGCAACAUUUACCCGUCCGCAGCUGCAGCGGCCAUGGAUACCGGCACUUUGCCCCAGGAAUGGUUACCAAAAAGUGAUAAUGAGGUUGUGGAUUUGACUUUGGAUUCAGUUUCCGAUCAAAAUUGA
Drosophila subobscura is the source of this 396-nucleotide messenger RNA. RefSeq lists its product as uncharacterized. The transcript has 2 exons. The record is from RefSeq and is a predicted model, not a curated record. Bases 61 to 396 code for a protein of 111 amino acids. NCBI's taxonomy places the organism in Eukaryota, Metazoa, Arthropoda, Insecta, Diptera, Drosophilidae.